AUGGUGUUCAAGCCUAUGAGCUGGGUACCCCAGCUUCCCGAAGUCCCAGAUACCGUCCCGAUAUGCGAAUUUAUGCUGGAUGAGAAACACGGGCGGCUGCCUUUCGCUGAGUCCAAGGCCGCCUACACCUGCGGUCUGACAGGGAAGUCCAUCUCGGCGUCACAGCAGAAAAAAGAUGUGGACAGCCUAUCUCGCGCAUUGGCGAAGGAAUUUGGCUGGAAGGUCAAUGCCGGCACGGAAUAUGACAAGGUGGCCGGUGUAUUUGCGCUAAACACAAUCGAUAUCAUGACCUUGAAUUGGGCGAUCCACAGACUCAACGGCAUAUCGUCUCCCGCGAACGCAGCCUACAACGCCGACGAGCUACGGCAUCAAUUGACCAAUUCUGGCGCCCAAGUCCUCUUUACCGUCAUGCCUUUGCUGCAAACCGCCCUAGCCGCUGCGGCCAAAUCAAACAUUCCAAAGCACAGAGUCUACAUCUGCGAGAUGCCGAACGAUCCUCCUAUCCCCAAGGAAUUCAAGACCCUGACACAGUUGAUCAAAGAAGGCGAGUCCUUGCCCGACCUCGAACCAAUAAAAUGGGAGAAGGGCCAAGGCGCAAGGCAAACCGCUUUUCUGUGCUACUCGAGCGGCACUUCUGGACUACCGAAAGGAGUCAUGAUUUCCCACCGAAACGUCAUCGCCAACACGCUCCAGAUCUCUCUGUACGACAAGCCGUCACGCGAGGCACAUGGGCCAGGGUAUCGCGAGGUUGCGCUUGGUCUGCUGCCUCAGUCGCAUAUCUACGCCUUGAUUGUGAUUUGCCAUGCCUCGACGUACCAGGGGGAUCAAGUCGUCAUCCUGCCUAGAUUCGAUCUGAACAACUACCUAUCGGCCAUUCAGAACUACAAGAUCAACACCCUGUACAUCGUGCCCCCGAUCAUCAUCGCCAUGGUCAAGAACAGGGAUUUGACCAAGAAAUUCGACCUUUCCAGUGUAACGUCCAUCUUCACCGGCGCGGCUCCACUAGGCAAGGAAACGGCCGAGGAGCUGGCAUCCCAGUUUCCAUCCUGGAAGAUUCGACAGGGAUACGGCCUGACCGAGACGUGUACUGUUGUGUGCUCAUCAUCUCCCAGGGAUAUCUGGUUCGGUUCCUCGGGCUGCCUGAUCCCCGGGUACGAGGCGAAAGUGAUGAGCAUCGAGGGCAAUGAAAUCACCGGCUACAACCAACCCGGUGAAUUGCUUGUCAAGUCGCCCAGUGUUGUGCUAGGGUAUCUGAAGAACGAGAAGGCCACGCAGGAGACUUUCGUGGAUAUGGCCGAGGGGCGGUUCAUGCGGACUGGUGAUGAGGUCGAGUUCCGCGUGUCUCCGAAUGGCAAUGAGCACAUCUGGGUUGUGGAUCGCAUAAAGGAAUUGAUCAAAGUCAAGGGACUGCAAGUUGCGCCUGCCGAGCUCGAGGCGUGUCUGCUCAAUCACCCCUCCGUGGCUGAUUGCGCCGUGGUCCCCGUCCAGGACGACCGUGCGGGCGAAGUCCCCAAGGCGUUUGUUGUCAAGUCGAAAUCCGUAGGUCUGGAGGAGAACGACGCCCUGAUCAAGCGGGAUAUCAUGAAAUAUGUCGAGAAGGAGAAGGCACGGCACAAAUGGCUCGCUGGUGGCGUCGAAUUCAUUGAUAUUAUCCCCAAGAGUCCCAGUGGGAAGAUUCUGCGACGGCUGCUGAGGGACAAGGAAAGGGAGGCAAGAAGGAAGGCAUCAGCUAAGCUAUGA
Cladophialophora yegresii CBS 114405 is the source of this 1740-nucleotide messenger RNA. RefSeq lists its product as uncharacterized. Bases 1 to 1740 code for a protein of 579 amino acids. The transcript is spliced from 4 exons. Gene Ontology annotation, molecular function: CoA-ligase activity. The record is from RefSeq and is a predicted model, not a curated record. Lineage: Eukaryota; Fungi; Ascomycota; Eurotiomycetes; Chaetothyriales; Herpotrichiellaceae.